AUGCUUGCUUUCCAUCUGCAGCGAGCGCAGCUGGAGCUUUCGUUCCAUCGCGCAUGGCUCACGUCCUUCACUGGGAGAUGUAUACUUCCAACCAGACGAUAUGCCUCUACCGACCUCGACCCUAUCUCGAGGCUCUCCGGCCAGCGAACAUCUCAGAAACCAAAGCGGACAGAGAAAGGCACUGUCAAAGCUGCCGUGAAGCGAAAAGUCAAGCUGCGAAAUCAGGCAUUCGGUGUAUCUCAAGAAGUCUCCAAGCUGCCGGAUGCCGUAGGAGAACUGCUCUCCGCGAUUGAGGACUACAACAUCAAUAGCGUAAUCGCUGCCUACAAAGCCCUACCGGAGUCGAAGCCACUAACUGGCGAUCAAACCCGCGCGCUCGCGCAGUGUGUUCAUGAAUGCAUAAGGAGGGAGUUCUUGUUCAAAGAUGAGAGAGCCAGGCGGAGAGGAGAGGUGGACCGACUUGUUCAGAUGGGGAUGCGGAUGGUUCAGGACAUUCGCAAAGGACGAUUAGAACCAAACGUACCAGCGCAUGUGCAUCUACUGGGGAUGUUCAAGGAGUCCAACAGUCGAGAUGCCGGCAUGGAGUUCUGGCAAUGGCUCGAGACGCAGGACGAAGACUACGUGAACCUCGACUGCUAUGCUGUAGCGAUCGAUAUUCUAGCAGUCAAUGGCGCGCCGCUGGCAGAACUGGAGGAGCUGUACCAGAACGCCUUGGCCCGUUUUCCAGGCACAUUCUCUGCCUAUCACUUGGCACCGAAUGCUAUUAUAUCUGAUCGGGAGCGAGAAAUCAAUAUUCCAGAUCUGCCGAUGCAGCUGCUGCAGUCAAUUAGCCAUGCCCGACUUAUGAGAGGAGAAACAAAGAAAGCAUAUCUGGGACUGGACACUGCGCUCAGGAUAUAUCCGGCCACACUCAACGAGCGCUUUCUCAGGGUCUUCAAGAACGAACGGCCCUUGUCGGAGUUUUACACAAUCUUCGCCAUGUUCUGUCGAGCUGGCAUACCCAUGGCACCUAAUUCCUUCAACGGAAUGCUCUCUCAAAUUCGACUGAACACGGACCAGCAUACGCACAGCCGCAUCACAUUGUUGAGAAUAUUGCUUUCGGCCAUGUACCUGCAGAUCAGCGCAGGUGGUACUAUUCUUUCUAAUGCGGUCGCCGAAGUGAUCAUCGCAGCCACCCAGACUUUGCGUCUUCCCGGCGUUGCCAGCUUGCAGCCGCAGUUCCGUACCAAGAUUGUAGAUGAUAUACUCGACUUCUGCCGGGUCACGAUGGAGGUGUUCGCCCGGUACGGUAUUCUACCGAGCAUCUCAGCGUUCAACUCCAUCAUCACGAAUGUUGCAGGGUACGGCCAAUCGAUUAAGGUUGUCGGUAUCGCUUUGCGUGAUAUGGAGCGCCUUGGUCUGGAACCAAACGAGGUCACAAGACGAUCACUCAUAGUGACUGCUGGGCUGUUGAGGAAUGGUGACUUGCUAUUCAAGUCCUGGCGCGACAUCGGUGAAGCACGCAAAGAAAGAGGCAAACACCCAGAUUUCCUUGAUUUCAAAGUCUUCAUUACAGCUGCAAGACGCAUUGGCAAUGAGGAUAAUGUCCUCACUACGGCUCGCUCAGAAAUUGAGAAAUAUAAAGCUGCUGGGUUGUCUGAUUAUCUUCAGAGAGCGAUUGAUCAGCAGCUUUCCGAGGAUUUCUCAGAAGCUUCGCCGAGCAUGGAUCAAGUCGUCGACGCCGGCCUGUUGUUGAACAACAUCGAACAAGUGAAGAAGGACUUGAUGUUCAUCGCAGAGAAGACGAAGGACAGACCAGAUACACAAGACUUGUUGUAUGAGAGCCCACCGAUGACGUUGCUCGAUUGUUCGCCCUUGAACAUAUCAGACACAGAGAUGAGGAAGAUAUACGACGAGUAUACCACUGAACAAGCGGCCAAGGGACAGACGGAAGAAGAUCAGACGGAAGACUCGAGUUCGACUGAGACGGCUACUUCACCACCGAUGAGCUCCACGGGAAUCCCUUUCGGCCAGUUGCGCUUCGAGAAUUGGAAGACUGUCAAUUACCUUCUCUGGCUUUCUGAAAAGCAUGAUCGCACGUACGGAGAGAUCGUUGAUGAUGCUAUUGGGAAGGGUGUAAGACCUCCGCCGCGACAUGUGGGACUCACAAAAGACGAAAUGGAGGAAGUGCAAACGCGAGGCUUUGGCUUCAGUGAGCCGAAGACUGAUUCGCCCCAGAUAUCCAGUGCAGUGCAAGUUGCAAACGCCAGGGAUAUUAUUGCGCGAUUGCGGACUCUGGAGGCGGAGUGA
Molecule: messenger RNA, 2289 nt
Organism: Lecanosticta acicola
Lineage: Eukaryota; Fungi; Ascomycota; Dothideomycetes; Mycosphaerellales; Mycosphaerellaceae
Source: the annotation of a GenBank genome assembly